AGCCAUCGUCUACACGGCCGCAGUUUGAGUUGCUGGGGGCAGCGCCGCACUGGGGCUUCGUCAGUCUAUCAAGCCGUGCUCGCCUCACUCUUCUUCCAUCCCCCACACGGCCAAAUCUCAUACUACGUCACAGAUUCACCACAGCGGAAGUCGGGAAGAGAGAGAGCUCUCUUCUUCAGAUCCUCUCCAUCUCGCAUUCCCUCCGGAUCUCUCCUCCGCAAGGAAAAUCGGGCCAAGAUGAUGGGCGGCUUCCUCUCCAGGGUCCUCCUAUUGGCCUUUGGCUAUGCUUAUCCUGCUUAUGAAUGCUAUAAAACUGUAGAGCUGAACAAGCCAGAGAUCGAGCAGCUCAUUUUUUGGUGCCAAUAUUGGAUUUUGGUGGCACUACUAACUGUUUUGGAAAGAUUUGGGGAUUUAACGAUAUCAUGGUUGCCACUAUAUUCUGAAGCAAAGUUGAUGUUCUUUAUAUACUUAUGGUGCCCAAAGACAAAGGGUACCACUUAUGUGUAUGAGACCUUCUUCAGGCCAUACAUAUCACAGCAUGAGAAUGAUAUCGACCAUAAUAUUCUUGAGCUGAGAGCAAGAGCCAGCGAUAUGCUUAUUAUUUACUGGCAGAAGGCUUCAACUGUAGGACAAACUACAUUCUUUCAGAUUAUGAAGUAUGUUGCUGUGCAGUCACCAUCUCAGUUAUCGAAGUCACGCCCGUCACAGAAGCAAUCUCAGCCACAAAAAAAGCAGGAACUGCAACCACAACAGCAACAGCAGAUGCCGAAGAACCAACCGACCACACUUCGCCGAGCAGUAUCGGCUGCUGCUAGACAGCCAGCAACUGUGGAGCAGUCAAAGGACACACGGGCUGCUCCAACUGCCCCCAAGACCAGGCGUUUAACAUCUUCAAAGUCUGCUCCACUGACAUCCACAAAGUCUGUUGCAUCUACGACAAAGCUGGCUGAAGAUGUGAAAACCAGCACUGUCAAGCUCGCUGCUGACGAGACACCAGCUACAGCCAAUCAUGUUGACAUGCCAGACGAUGAGUCUAGUGCCCUGGCACAAGCAGAGGCUGAAUCUGAUGACAUGUGCAUUGAUGAGGUUGACAUUCCCAUCGAAGAUACGGAUGAGCUUCACGCUAGUCCAGAUGAGACACGGAUGGAAGAGGCGAUACGAGUGACCCGUAGCACGCUAAGGAGGCGAAUUGGCACAAGCACCACGGGUAUUCCUGCUGCUGAUGGUUCAGCAGUAAACUAACCGUAAGAGGGAGUUCAACUUCUUGGUUCCACUCUAUGUUAAUUGUGAUGUCAGACCCAGGCAACGUUGUGGUUUAUUCAUUGCUUUUGAGUUUCGGCUACCUGUUUCGUAGUAUGCUAAUGUGUCUGAAGGUUGUGAAUAUUAGAGACUGUCUGUAUAUAUUUGGUCAGCAUGGUUUAGCGAAGCCCUGUUUGUUGAACAUUGAACAUGUCUGUUUGGUAUACAUGUGACCUAUCCAUCUUGGCUUAUUUAUCACACAGGUUCAUGAUUA
Messenger RNA from Brachypodium distachyon (stiff brome), 1513 nucleotides. RefSeq names its product putative HVA22-like protein g. The transcript is spliced from 7 exons. The record is from RefSeq and is a predicted model, not a curated record. The coding region runs from base 238 to 1242 and encodes 334 amino acids. NCBI's taxonomy places the organism in Eukaryota, Viridiplantae, Streptophyta, Magnoliopsida, Poales, Poaceae.